This is a messenger RNA of Bombina bombina (fire-bellied toad), 1660 nucleotides long. RefSeq names its product embryonic protein UVS.2. Lineage: Eukaryota; Metazoa; Chordata; Amphibia; Anura; Bombinatoridae. The record is from RefSeq and is a predicted model, not a curated record. The transcript is spliced from 13 exons. The coding region runs from base 33 to 1556 and encodes 507 amino acids. Gene Ontology annotation, biological process: proteolysis. Gene Ontology annotation, molecular function: zinc ion binding; metalloendopeptidase activity.
CUAUGAAGCUACUGAGAUACUGAUAUAGAUCAAUGGAUCAUCAAAUCAGUGUAAUUUUUUUGGGACUUUGGCUUUUUCCACAAGCUUUUCUUCUCCCAUUAUCAAACAGAAAACGCGUUGAUGAUCACACUGUUAGUUUACUCAGUGAUGGAAGUGAAGAUGAGGAGCAUACGUCCAUGGAUGUGUUUACCCAAAUUUUACAGUCCAACAAAGGAAGCAUGAUGCGAUUGUACCAUGGAGACAUAGCCAUGAACCUUGGGUUAAGUGCUACAAAAUGUACUGACUGUCUAUGGCCAAAAUCUGCAGAUGGAAAGGUCAACAUCCCUUACAGUCUCUCUUCAGAUUUCACCAACAAUGAGAAGAAGUUCAUAGAGAAGGCUCUGCAGGACUUCACAACACUGACCUGUAUUCAGUUUGUGCAACGCUCAACAGAAGAGGCCUUUCUAGACAUUGCCUCUGGAAGUGGAUGCUGGUCAUAUAUAGGGAAAACUGGAGAAAGCCAGUUUGUAUCUGUGUCAAGGAAUGGAUGCCUGGCUAGAGGAGUAAUUCAGCAUGAGGUUCUGCAUGCCCUUGGCUUUUACCAUGAACAAAGCAGGAGUGACCGAGAUAAUUAUGUAGAUAUCAUGUGGCAGUACAUCAAUGAGGGUGAUUGGGAAAACAUGGAAAAAAUUGACACAGAGAACCUAGGAAUUGAAUAUGAUUAUUCUUCAGUGAUGCACUAUGGCAGAUAUGCUUAUUCUAACACUUCUGGUAAGGCAACCAUAUCCCCAAAACCAGAACCUUCUGUAACCAUAGGACAAAGAUAUGGACUGAGUGAAUUAGAUGUACAGAAAAUUAAGAAGCUCUAUGACUGUGAACUAUGCAGUUUCUUGCUCACUGGUAUUAAUGGAUCUCUGGAGUCUGAGAACUUUUAUUCUGCAUUUUCAAGUGCAUCACACUGCAUUUGGCUAAUAAGAGUCAACAAAAAUAAGGCUCUCCUGCAGUUUGAUACAUUUGAUGUUCAUUUAUCUACCAGCUGCACAACAGAUUACAUCACUGUGUAUGAUGGAGCUAGCCGAGAGUCUCCUGUUCUGUUAGACAGGGUUUGUGGUAAUCAAGAGAUCCCUCUGCUGGUAGCAUCUGGAAAUGACAUGCUGGUUGUGUUUGCUCAUGGCAUGACUCUUGGAGAUACUAAAUUCAAGGCUUUAUACAGUUCAGUGGAUUGUGGUGGAACCUACACAAAAGAUAAUGGCACAGUAACCUCUCCUGGAUACCCUGAUUUAUACCCCAAUUAUGCGAAUUGUGUCACUACCCUAUGGGCUCCAAAAGGGCAUCAGAUUGUUUUGAACUUCACUUUCUUUGACCUGGAACUUUCCACUGAAUGUUUGUACGAUUACCUAAUUAUUAAUGAUGGAAGCAGAACAACAUCUCCAGAACUGGGCAGAUUCUGUUGUGACGUUCAUGUACCCACUACUGUGGUUUCCAGCGGAAAUGUGAUGCUUCUUCAGUUCCACAGCGAUAUUUGGUUCAAUAAACUAGGCUACAGUGCAGACUACUUUUUUGUGAAAUCUUCAUAACUCUGCAGAGACGCUAGUGGUCAUGAAAACUAGAAGAAAUCAAGAUAAUUAAAUGUUUCUUGGCUUUCUGUAACUAAUAAACUUUAGAAUCUUAAGAACGUUCA